UCUCUCUCUCUCUAGAAGCCCCAGUCGGCUACAAACCCUCUUCUCUCUUCCGGAAUCCGUAGCCCAGAAACCAAAUUGAAAGUUUCAGAGAGAGAGAAAGACGAGCGGAAUCGUGUUUUCCAAUUGGGUUUUUUGGGAGAAAGAGAGGGGAAAGGGACAAUGGACUCGGAUCAGGGGAAGCUUUUUAUUGGUGGGAUUUCAUGGGAGACUUCAGAAGAUAAGCUAAAGGACUACUUCGGCAACUAUGGCGACGUGUUGCAUACGGUGGUUAUGAGGGAUAAGAUCACUAGCAGACCCAGAGGGUUUGGGUUCGUCGUCUUCGCAGAUCCCGCUAUCCUCGAUCGAGUUCUUCAGGAGAAGCACACUAUCGAUGGUAAAACGGUUGAGGCCAAGAGGGCCUUAUCACGGGAGGAGCAGCAGACCCCUGCCAGAGCAGGCAAUUCUAAUGCUACUAGAAAUUCUGGUGGUGGUAGUGGUGGUGGAAGUAUGAGAACCAAAAAAAUUUUUGUUGGGGGAUUGCCUCCAACAUUGACUGAAGAAGGGUUUAAGGAGUACUUUGAGGCUUAUGGCCAUGUAACUGAUGUAGUAGUCAUGUAUGAUCAAAAUACUAGACGUCCACGGGGUUUUGGAUUUAUUUCUUUUGAUACUGAAGAAGCUGUUGACAGGGUCUUGCAUAAGACAUUUCAUGAUUUGAAUGGUAAACAAGUAGAGGUAAAGCGUGCUCUUCCCAAAGAUGCCAAUCCGGGGGCAGGUGGCCGUUCAAUGGGUGGUGGUGCUGGUGGUGGUGGUUAUCAAAGUUAUGGGUCAUCAGGUGGUGCUAAUUCAAAUUCAUAUGAUAAUCGAAUGGAUUCCAAUAGGUACAUGCAAUCUCAAGGCUCUAGUGGUGGUUUCCCACCUUAUGGUUCCUCUGGGUAUAAUAAUCCCGGGUAUGGGUAUGGUUCAUCGAACAAUGGAAUGGGAUAUGGUGGUUAUGGAAAUUACAGUGGUUCAAAUACCGGGUAUGGUGCCCCUGCAGCUGUAGCUUAUGGUAACCCAAAUGUCGCUAAUGCUGGUUAUGGAAGUGGUCCUCAAGGUGGGCCUAGAAGUACAUGGUCGGGUCAAGCUCCCUCUGGGUAUGGGGCCAUGGGUUACGGGAAUGCAGCUCCUUGGGGGGGUGCUGCAGGAAACAAUGCUGGAGCUGGCAGUGGUGGACCUGGAUCUGCACCCACUGGUCAUUCUCCUGGUGGAGCUGCUGGUUAUGGUAAUCAGGGUUAUGGGUAUGGUGGGUUUGGGAAUCAAGGUUAUGGUUAUGGUGGAGGUGAUGGCUCGUACGGGAGUCAAUCUGGUUAUGGUGCAGCAGGAGGACGUUCUGGUAGCGCCUCAAAUAGCAAUGUUGGGGGUGGUCCAAGUGGUGGAGAAUUACAAGGGAACAGUGGUGGUUACAUGGGAAAUGGCUAUGGGGAUGCAAAUGGAAACUCUGGUUAUGGAAAUGCUGCAUGGAGAUCUGAUGGAGGACAAGUAGGUUAUACCGGUGGUUACGCGGCUGGACAAGCUCGACAAGCCCAACAACAGUAAUUUGAUGAUCAAAAGUGAACUGGAUCGUGCCAUGUUCUGUGUAUCCCUGUUUGUUUAACGAGAUCGAUGUUUUCCAGUUGCUUAUUUAAAAAAAAAGGUUUUCUUGUCGCUGACUGAAGCAGUGGCCUUGGAACACAAUGAGACUGGUGGGGUUGCUUGAAUCCAAGUAGCUUGCAGUAUUAAUUUUCUAGUCUAAAAUAAGUAGCUGUUUUAGAAGUUUAUUUGAUGCUUCAGUUAUACUUAGUAUUUUGUUUCCGAACGUAGUUAAUUUGAUCGCUUUUAUGAAUGUCUAUUUAGCUGUCUGGAAUCAAUUUUCUUCUUUCCACAUUGUUUGAGCUGUAACAAUUUGUGGCCUUUUACAUUAUCAGUGGUUUGGUAGCUACUUAUAUUCA
Messenger RNA from Momordica charantia (bitter melon), 1946 nucleotides. RefSeq names its product RNA-binding (RRM/RBD/RNP motifs) family protein. The record is from RefSeq and is a predicted model, not a curated record. NCBI's taxonomy places the organism in Eukaryota, Viridiplantae, Streptophyta, Magnoliopsida, Cucurbitales, Cucurbitaceae. Gene Ontology annotation, molecular function: RNA binding.